Molecule: messenger RNA, 13947 nt
Organism: Porites lobata
Lineage: Eukaryota; Metazoa; Cnidaria; Anthozoa; Scleractinia; Poritidae
Source: the annotation of a GenBank genome assembly
AUGGCUGAAGCCAGAGCGGCUGUUACGAGGCCCGACGUUCGUCUUCAUGCGGAAGGGACAAGCACAACUGAAGCCGAAGUUGAAUUACUCAAAAGCACCUUCAAAAAUCUCAAGAAAUGUGCUUUCCGAACUCGGUAAGUGAGCGUAAGUUUUCAGAUCUGGCACUUAGAAUGAAACGCCUCUGACACAACCUUGUGCGUACGAGGAGAGCAAUAUUUUUCGGUCUUUAUAGCUUUUUUCAUUCGCUGAAAAAUGUUGUCAAUUUCCGUGAACAGCGCUUAACACUUUAAGUGAAGGCACGACAAGCUUAAAGUUGUUAGAGUUGACGUUAACGAUUCGAAAUCCGGCUCUUUGCCUUUUAUCCUCGUCGCUUUAAACCUCUUUAGAAUAUGAAAGAAGAUCCCUUUAAAAGUAUUUGCAGUCGGAAAGUUGAUGAGGUAAUUUCUUUGAAGUUAACAAAGUAAAAUUGAACAUAAACUUCCUUUUAAAUAAUGAAAGGUAUGCUUAUGACGGCGUUGACGAACAAACUUUGAUUUUUUUAAUUUCUUUCCUUCCCUCCUUUUCUUUUCUGAAAAUUAUGUAGUAUCGGUUAAGUUAAUAGCAAUUGUCUAACGGUUUUUCUCGGCGAAGUUUUUUCCAUUUGCUUCUUUUCUAUCUUCAUUUGUCAUGAUGGUUCUUUUCUGAACUGAACUUUGUACCUUCAAUAUAAAUUUCUCAUGUACACAGCGAAGGCGUGAGGGCGGCGGGUUGGGGGAGGUGGCCCAAACCUCGUGGAAAAGGAAAAGCAACAUAAAAACUGCUUGCUUAAAAUAUUGAAGUGGUCUGUUUGCUUUUACAUCGAGCAAUUUUCCAGUAAUUAGUUAAUAAAGCUAUUAUACAUGGAGAAAUUAGUGAUAUUGAUAUUUCUUGCAUCACUGAUGGUAAAUAAGGGUAUCAGGGGUGCUGCCCCCAUUUUGUCCUGAAUUUUUUUUUUCUGUUGUAAACGUGUGUCAGGUGGUACCUCGAGCUUUGUUACUUAACUAUAAUAUUUUCUUUAAUAAACAUUGUAAUUAGAAAAUUUAUUGAAUGUUGUUUUUGCCAGGAGGUUGUGCUCUCACCACAAUCUCUUCGGCCCCUGCUAACAUCAUAAAGUGUUAAUUACUUCUUUGACCACAACCACACCGGUGGUUUAUUAAAUAUUUCAGCAUUACAUGUUCAAUAUGGAAUCCAGGUAUUUACUAAAUUUAAGUGUCCAGAAUGCACUAGAUUGCAUCUCAGAGAACUUCAAUCUCAAAAAUUUUCCCAGAGGAGCAUGCACCCGAAACUCCCUAGAAAAGUGUGCUGUUUGCAGUCCUGAUGGGCGCUAUUGCGCCCAUAUUGCCACUGUAUACUAUAUCUCUAGGCCCAUUCUAUCACAGAAUCCUCUGUCCGCCCCUGGUAAAGUGGUGUUUUCUCUGCUCCCUAUUUAUUUAUUUAUUUAUUCAUUUGUUCACACAAGUUAUUGUGAAGUUCUCCUUCAGGACAUAAUAUACAAUAUGUACUUGAAUUUAAAAAGUAUGUACACUGUAUCUUUUUCAAAUUUUAGGUGAAACACGUUCUUAAUUUCUUGUGAUUUUGUUAAGAUAAUAGUAUUAGUAAUAGAAGUAGUAAUAGAAGUAGUAGUAGUAGUAGUAGUAGUAGUAGUAGUAGUAGUAGUAGUAGUAGCUGUGUAGGUGUAGUUACAGACAUAGUAGUAGUAAUAAUAACAUCAACAACAACAACAGUAAAUCUUUUUCUUGUUCUCUUCCAUUUUCUAGUCAACAGAUUGCUAAUGGCUUGUGGCCAACAACCUGGUCAAACUUGUUAGGUGUUGUAGUGGUUAUUGGUGCCAUGAUUUAUGCAACAGAUAACUAUAAACUGUCUUCUCUCCAACCAUUUGCAACAGUCUUGUGGAAACUGACAUAUUUGAUUUAUUUGGAUGAGGCUUACCCUUAUAACUUCAGGCUUGCUUUCAUAUCAACUUUGGCUGGAAUAGUGUUCUUCAUUGUACUUCUUUAUUUGCGGCAAUAUACACUAAGGAUGCUCUUAGCUUACAGAGGAUGGAUGUGUAAGUUAAAGCCUUCUUUGCAGUAUUUUCAGUUAAUUUACUUUUAACAGUGAAAGGUUGAAUGUAGCCUCACCACAGACUAAAUUAAACUUGUGGUUGAGUAUGUCUGCAAAACAGUCCCAAAAUCCGUUCCUUGUUGUGGGUUCCCACCUGUUUACCUGGAUUUAAGUACAAGUGUGCUAUGAUUUGCCUGUUAAAAAUGCAUUUGUUAAUUUUCCAAUCAUAUUGAUGAGAAAUUUGAAAUGCAUUUCUGGUAACUCAUUGAGUCCGCAGGGAACCCAGAACAAGGAUAUUGGUGCUGCUAAACAGAUUUUACUAACCAGUUUUAAAUUUUGUCUAGGACACAGGCUAGUUUGAAUUAUUUGUCUUUUAUCUCUUUCUAUUAUCUCUUUCAACCCCACGCUCCCAAUAGUGGCUAACGUACAGGUAAGAAGUUCUCCCACUCCCCCAAAGAAAAAAAAGAUUCCAAUUUCGUUUUUUAAGUUACUAUCAGGAACAGUAUAUAUAAUGCUAGUCGCAAUUUCUCUUCAGGAAGAAAAUGGUAUACAAUGUAACCAUUUCAGAAUCUACUGUUUUUUUUUUGGUCCUUUUCACUUUCCCUUAAUUUUGUGGGAAAUUCACAGAAACAACAUUAUAUACUUUACCUGUUUCAUUUAAGUAAGGGAUAAGUAAAAGUUUGCAGAUUAGGUUACUUUGUUGUGGUGUGGUGUGUUUUUAUGUUGUGAUGAACUUUUCCAGAGGGGUUAGGGGGUCUUUGUGGCAAUUGUGGAAUUUAAGGAGGGGUUGGAGGUCAUCAGUUCCGUAAAAAAAUGAAACAUCAAGGGAGUGGGGGUGGAUCUGGAUAUUUCUAAAACCACACAGUAGAGCACAAUCUUCCAAUUUAUUCAGUUUCAUGCUUGAUUAAUAAGGGUUUACCCUUGGCUAUGAUUUAAAGAAGUAUCUAGAUUUAUUUCAUCAGAGUUUGUGCCUAUUCAGUGUCAAUUCAGUUUUAAUGAUUGUUGAAUCUUAUUCAAUCUCAAGUUCAAAGUGAUUUAUGUGUAUAAGGACUAUCAUUUAGAGCCAGGGACCCUGGAUUUCCCCCAGUUACUUUAAACAUGAUUCCAGCUACUUUCACAGGAAAAAAGAGGAAACAUAGAACCAAAUAAAUCAGUAGCUGUUUGAUUCCCAGCCUACUCCUUGUAUUUAGCCAACAACUUGAAAUCUUAGUGACAGCCUUGAUGAGUAAGGAUUCUAACACAAAGUUGAGCAUUAAAAGAACGAUAUGGCCAAUCUCUUAAUGGCCUAGACAUAUCCAUAGGUGACCUGUAUAGUUAACUGUCUAUCACUAAGUACAUGUAUAGGUUGAGCAUGAUUGUGUGGGUGAACGUAGUCCUGAAUAGGACUGUGGUUGUUGACAAUGAAUGACGUUUUGACAACCUGUUUGGUAGUCAUCUUGAGAGUCAAAGUGAGUUGAAUCACUUCAGUUGAGUUGACUGUUGUAAUAUAUUCACCAAAAGCAUUUUUAUUAGUUUUGUGAUGUUUGUCACAGUUAUGAGAAAAAACAUCUCUCUUUUUACGCGCAUCUAUUAAACACCCCCACUUGGGCUUCUAAAAUUAAAUAGAUGACCUGAGGUCUAUGAGAUCAUUGUGGUAUUGUCAGAAAUAGUGAAGAACAGCUCCCCAAAAAAACUGUCAGCCGUCGGCAGACUGUUGACCGACAGGGCCAAUUAUCGUGGCAAAACUUGAGUCUGCCAUUUUGUUUAGGUUUUUUGAGAUAAUUGAGAGUACAUAUAUGAUGCACUAACACUGGCUUUAUCGAACCGCAAUGCAUUAUAGGGCGAUUUCAUAGUUAAAGUUUAUGAAGAGCAUUAUCAGUCAUUAUUAAAGCGACUAAUUCUAACAGAAUUUACGGUAAGGGUUGAGUGUCAAUAUCAGAACACUUCUUUUUUUUUUUUUUCAGUGUUGGUUUUCUGUUGGACAACUGUUGGUAUACAGUUGGCUGACAGUAUACCAACAGUCAGCCGACAGACUUUUAGGGGAACUCUUCUUCACUUUAUUGUCAGUAUGUUUCAUGUCUAAUUUUUAACUUGAAUUGAAUGUAUUGUGUUACAGACGAGCCCCCACGAUCACAAAGCAAGUUGACAUUGUUGUGGGGAUUGAUGGUGAAGCUUUGCUCUGGUCAACGUCCAAAGCUAUACAGUUAUCAAAACAGUCUUCCAAGAAUGUCUGUUCCAAGUCUGAGUGACACAUGUAAAGAACUGCUACGUUCUGUCAAACCAGUUUUGGAUGAUGAAGAGUAUCAAAAAAUGGAAGCACUUGCUAAGGUCAGGAUGACAAUAGCUUAAUAUUGGCUUCAGUUAUGUCUUUGUUUCACUCUAUUUUUUCUUGUGUAUAUAUUCUGGAGGGCUUUGAGUUCAGUAUUUUUGUAGCUGUCAAAAUAAUAACUGAAUUUUUCUAACUCUCUAGUUUGGUUGUAGAGGGACAAUAAUCCUCCUCAAAUUUACACUGAACAUUACCCUAUUUGAUAGCUGUAAAUCACAAGACUAAAAAGACCUCUUUUCCCACUUGUUUGUGUUAUAGGACUUUGAAAGGAACCUUGGCCCAAAGCUUCAGUUUAUCUUGAAGCUGAAGUCUUGGUGGGCACCAAACUAUCACACAGAUUGGUGGGAAAAAUAUGUGUAUUGCAUGGGUCGGUUACCUCUGCCUAACAACAGUAACUACUACUGUCUUGAUCAAAACUGGCAUCCAACUUUGAAUCAAGCAUCAAGGUACAAAAAAGCAUCUACUGUUUUCUUCUUUUUCCUGGUGAUCAGCUUAUGUGUUUCUGUAGCCCAUACUGUACUUCUAUACUAGAUGUUUGUGUUGUCUUUUUCCAGGUUUUCUAAACUUGGCAUGAUCAGAAUGCAAAGAAAGUUAGUUUUACAACUUGUCAUUCUUGCCUAGUAUAAUACUAGUGCAAAAGUCAUUUCAACUACCCUAAAAAAAAAGUUUGAGCAGGAUUGAUUAUGGCUUUUCCUUAAUUUGAAUUCCCCAAAAAACUUCACUUUCAAGGCCAUCCGGCAAGGUAAGAAGAGAAUUCACAAGCUGCUGAAUGUGAUUUAAUAGCCCCAGGCUAUUGGUCACUACUUUCUUUGAAUGCUGAUCAUGAUGACUCUGUCAAUCAUUUGUGUCAGGUUAAAGACAGUUCUAUUUUGAUCAUUAUCCCGCUUUAUAUAAAAAUUAGUAUUUCCCACAAAAUGUUUGUUCAAAUGUCAGUUGGCUGUGAGAUAUAAGAACUUACUAGCACUGUGGCUAGUGGAUGAAAAUUAACAGGGCUUGAAAAAUUGUUGGUCCAGUAAUACAGGACAAUUGUUUUCCUCGCUUAACUUUUCAAGCUUACUUGCCCAAUGAGCAAAGGUCCAGCUAGGCAAGAUCAUUAGUACAAAGUACAAAAUCAUUAGCUAAGAUGAACAAGAUGUGGCCUCAGGCAAUCAGAGUGUGAGAUCAGCUGCUUUCCGAAAGGACAAGGCAGCUUGAAUUUAAGUUAACAAGUCCUGAUUCAGGGAUCCAUAUUCCCAGUCAUCUGGUCGUCCCAGACAACUACAAUCUCAUAUGGACAAUUAAGAUAACUUCAAAAGUUGCCCUUUGGACAAGUGUCAGGUUUUGCUGUUUUGCUUUUGCUACAAAAUCUUUUCAAAAAUUCUUAAUAUGAUUUUAUACAUUUUCCCUGUGCCAGUGUUCUCCUUAUCAGGCGGUAACCGGUAAAAUUUACCGCCUGAAGCAACACUUCUUACCGCCUGCAACUGCUUAAAGGUUUACCAAAAUAAAAUAAUUAAAAAAAAAAAAAUGCGAGUUGUGAUCCGAUCCGAUCCUCACAAGAAAAUGAAUGAAUAUGUGGAAAAGAAUACCUACCUAAGUACAAAACGUACAGCCCAAAGUAAUGCACGUUCAGGAACUUCUUUUUGCGUCCGCAAGCUGGCAACUUCGUGCGGCUUUUUGCAGGGUGCUUGCGCUUGAAUCCAGCAAGACGCAAGAACUUCUUUUGCGGUUGUAAAUUUAACCACAAGAAUUUCUUAAAAUUAUCUUGUGCAAAGGUAACCUUUUAAGCAAGAAAAUGUGUACAAUUUUGAUUUAAAAAAAAGCAGCGCUUCAAAAAAUAAGGAACAAUCGUAGUAUGUUUCACAAAAGAGCCGUGUAAUUUGAGACCGCACCUGCAACUGUGUCAACUUAAAGCGCUCUCGGAAAAAAAAAACAUGCUAAAGUAAAGUAAGGAAUAUUUUCACUAAAGGCUCUUUCAACUUAGCGCAAUAAAGUAAUAAUAAUUCCCAUGUUUUCUUGUGGGCAGAAAUUCAACGCCUUUAGUUUGUUUUGCCGAGAUUAUGGUAUUGUACUAUGAAAUGAUCCAAAUAAUCGAAAUGUUCGAAACUACAGAUCGUUUUGUUAAACAAACGCCUCACACGCUUUAUCUAACUUUGGAAAAGCUAAACGAUUGAAGUGUUCACUUUGCACAAAAAGCAGAGAAAGCUGUUCGCUUUCCCAGGCAACUUUUUACGUGUGUACUUUCAUGAUUACCUUUUGCUGCCACAGAGUGAAUUAGUAUCAACGCUACAAAACGGUGUUGUCACAAAAAGGCAACAAACACUACAAACUUCUUUCAGGUUAACACUUAUAAAGAACUUCAUGCGCCUUCUUGAGGCUUGCGGUAAUUUUCUAGCUUCUUGCGGUGAAGAUUUUUGACUUCUUUCGUUUCAAAGUUCUUGCGGGUAAACCACAAAGGGUCCUCAAAAAUACGGCACUUUCACUUCUUGCGGUGGCUUGCAUGUUCUUGCGCGCGCAUAAUUUUGGUUCUGUACUAGCACUGUAUAUGCAGCUUUCCUUUUUAGGGACAUGCAGUUUGGAGACAUAGUAAAAUUAUUGGAAUCAAACGUUUUAAUUUGUUUCCUAACGAUAACGACAGCAGAUUUGCGUAAAAUAGGUCUUAAAAUAUGGGAAUAAAAAAUUUCCCAGUGAAGGUGGGUCCAUGUCCCUCACUCCACUGUCCCCCCUCCCCCCUCUUAGAAAAGUAUAUAUUUUUUGCCUUACCGUCCAUGAAUGGUCCCUUACCUGCUGAGCUAAAAUUUAGGGAGAACACUGCUGUGCUCUGAUUACUUCCACUUAAAACUUUAGAAUAAGAGAGAGUAACAAGCAUCUUUUUUCUGCAAUGAAAUCGUAAGUUUGGGCAAGAUGAUAUGGCGCAGUAUUUUCUAUGAAACAAUCACGGGCUCAGUUUUUUGUGAAGUACUGCAUUCAGUGGCCAUUCGUAGAAAACAUGACAGCACGCAUCAAGAUGUGGCAUUUUUUGCAAAGCAUUUUAUCGUCUUCAGUAGAAAAAAAAGGUGAAGCAGGAGCCAAUGCCACCAACAACAAUGCAACACUUGUUCACAGCAUUUGAGAUGAAUAUCAACACUAAGUCUAAAUCAUAAUGUGUUGUUUCACACAGAGCUGCAACCAUGUGCUACUUCUUCUUGAAGUAUUAUCAGGAGAUUGAAACAGAGAAGCUGGAGCCACUCUUGAUAAGGAAAACUAUACCUAUCUGCAUGUGGCAGUAUGAAAGGACUUUUAAGACAACCAGGUAAGUUCUCCAAAUUUUGAUCACUGUAACAGCCAUGGUAACAUUAUUUUCAAAUGAAAAAAAUGACACCAACUUGCAAAUGGAAAUAAGUUUCGUCCUUUUUUACUGCCACAGGAUUCCAAAAGAAGAUGCGGAUGAACUUGUCCAUUAUGAGCACACAGAAAAUGAGGUUUGUCUUGGUGCACUGAUUACCCCACAGAACAGUUAAGUCUAGUAGCUAGCAUGUGGUGUCAUUAACAGAGAAAUACCUGGACAAACGACCACUGGUCAGCUACUGACAGCUCUCCUUUAAAAGCCCCUAAAAUAGGAGCAUGCAAAAUUGAUAAAAACUUGUCUUGUUGAGUGAAAAAAUAUUAUUACAGAGAGUGUAAGUUAGUAGUGCCUUAGCUGGCUGAAUGAGGAGAAUGCAAACCUCUGUUGUCAUGUUCAUAAAUUAAAGCUACAAUGUAAGGUUCCCUGCUUCUCUUCUCUAUAUAGCACAUAGCUGUGUUUUGUGGAGGAAGCUUUUAUAUGUUGCCAGUUACUAACAGCAGAGGCAAGUUUAUAUCAGUGUUGGAUCUGGAGGGCCAGUUUGAGUGGAUCGAAGCAGAUGCUAAACAUGGCGAUGGUAAGAAGUCACUUAAUCGUAUUUUUAAGUAAUCAGUAAAUGAGUCUGAAAAGAAGAUUGCGGUCAAUUCUCUCUUGCAGAUCACACAUGUACAUUUUUAAGCAGUGUGCAAUGAAAGUGGUGUGCGAUAGCCUGGGGCUAGUGAAUUUUGCUAUAUGGCUGGUGAAUUCUGUUCUUAACUUGAAGAGUUUUGAAUAAUUCUUCUCAAGGCUUGGCUGUGGCCAACUUGGUAGUGGUAGUGGUGGUGGUAGUGGUAGUGGUAGUGGUAGUUUAUGGAAGGUGGUCGCACGUGUAGGUUUGACUGUAUUAUAAUUCUGAAAUUAAAUUUCAAAAUAAUAAAAUUAAUAAUGUCUGUGUUGUCCUCUUGUGUGAAAUUCUGGCUGCCUACUUCUCUAGUAUUUCUAUUUGUUGUCCAAGUCUCUUGGAAGAAGUUUUGAACUAAUUUUUGUGUGAAUGUUAUAAUAGUGACCUCAGAUCAACCUGAAGGAAGUGUGGCAGCUCUAACGACAUUACCUAGAUCAGAAUGGGCCAAAAUCAGAAAAGAACAUUUCUCAGAUGGUCUAAAUCUGCAGGCUCGUGAGGCCAUAGAGGAAGCAUUGUUUGUGGUAAGUCUUCUAAUUUAAUUUCUAGUGUGAUGUUGUCAAGUGAUUAUCUUAAACUAUUCUUAGGAUAGCCUUGCUGUAACAGUCAGGUAAUGGGAAGUUCAAGGGUUAACCGAAUCAUUUACCUCUUUUCUCUAAAAAGGUGAUUUUGGAAGAGAAGUCAUUCAGUGAGUUAAGUGACCGAGCUAAAUAUCUUCUUCAUGGUGAUGGCCGAAGCUUCUGGUUUGACAAAAGUUUCUGUUUGGUGGUAUUUUCUGAUGGGAAAUGUGGAAUCAAUGCUGAGCACUCGUGGGCUGAUGCUCCUGUUAUCGGUCACAUGGUUGAAUAUGCCUUAACUUAUGAGUAAGUUUUACAGGGAAGAUAAAGAUGUGCUUUUGGUUUAUAAUGAGUAGAGGGUGGAGACCUCUUAUAGUUCAAAGACUUUUGCUCAAUUGCUUUUGCUAAUUGCUUAUUUGUUGACUGUUGCACUGAUUUGUGUGGUUUAUAAGUUCACUAAGAUCACUGUAAGUACAGUGUUGAUGUAGGUCUCUUGUUAGAUUCGUCUAUGAACAAGGAAGAAUUUCAGGAAGGGCAUUUGUGUGAGAGGUUUUGUUUGAAUUCAAGAUGUGAAGGUUAUUUAUUGAUUUUGCAAUGAUUUUUAUUGUUUAGGAGGGCACUUAGUUUACUGUAAGUACUUACAUGUUUUUUUUUGGCAGGGAGGUGGGAGGGCUUUCCAAUUGCAUAGGUAAUAUACUUAUUAAUGUUGACAUUUGAUAUCUUGUCUGGCUCUUUAGGUACGUUUAUAGAACAUAUGAUGACCGGGGUAAAUGUGCCCCUAUUGGUGGGGCUCACAGGAGUGCUACUAUGAGGACCCAUAACCUUCAGAAACCAGCAAGGCUGUACUGGGAUAUAAGUCCUAAACUAGCAGGGAUUAUUGAAAAUGCUGUCAGGGUUGCACAAAAGGUAAACAUUUUGCCAAACCCCUGUGAAGUUCAAACUAUCUUCAGAAAAAAAGAACUUUUCCAAGACUGUGCUCUAAGGUAACAUCUCUUCUUGCCAACAAAAAAUGCAGUCCAGUACAUUAUGAACAUCAGUGGCCCGGGCACGGCACAAGUCAUUCGCACACGUUGAAAAUGUUACCGGAGUGGCUGGCAAGAAGGUUUUGGUGCACUAAAUCCCACUCGAUCCUUACUUAUUCACUCCCACGACAGUCCAUGACCAUAUAGGUGUUCACACUGUACCAAAAUAUGGCAGAAAUAUGCCUUAUUUUCAAGAUCAACACUGGGCAGCUCUGCUCCAUCACAGAAAUUGUGCCAAAAUCACUGUUCUUAUGUGUGAACAGAAGUCCUAUCCGGUACAAUUUUCCUGCCGGCACAAAAGUUAUCCGGUCUAGUGUAGGAUUAGAUAAUUUUCGAUGAACUCUUGAUUUGUCUCUUCCAGAAUAAUGCUGACAUUCAGCAUAAUGUGAUAGUCCAUGAAGCCUUUGGAAAAGGAUUUAUUAAGCAAAUGAAGGUCAGUUUUCUAGUAGGUUGUGUUUCCUCUUGAAAUUUGGGUUGGUUGUAAGAUAUUGAGGUUACAAACAAGUCAAGAUUAAUAAUAACUAUGCGGGGGUUUCAAAAACAAUUGAAGCAGCCAGUAGGUUUAAAAAUAGUGGUAACCAACUGUAUGAACAAGAAGCUGUUAGUCCCCUUUCUCUUAGGGGAGCAGGAGGGGUCUGGGGGCAUACUCCUCCAGAAAAUUUUGAAAUUUCAAAGCCCUACAAUGCGAUUUCCAGUGUUCUGGAGUACUGAAAAGAGUGUGUUUUUCAGUAAGGAAAAUGUUGCUUUCAUUUAAGUUUUACCAGCCAUGAACAAAUUCUGUGUAAACCUAUAAAGAAGCAUGUGAAAAAUUGUGGAUUGAAAUACAGCGUCAUAUUAUAAAACCAGUGGGCCCUUACGAAAAUACAUCAUAAUUGCGUUUCAUUCAGAUUUUAUGACCAUAUAUUUUUUGUUUACAAUAUUAAAAAAACUACUUGCUUCUUCUUUCGUGAAAAGAAGCCAACUUCUCUGAGCACAUUUCCUCGGUCGUCAGUGCUAAUUGAAACCCCUGACUAUGCCAAUGUUUCAAACAGUUCCUUUCAUAGUACAUUUUUAUGGCUUUCAGUUCUCUAUUAUUCUUUAGCAACCAAAAGCAGUUGGUAAAAUAAUGUAUACCUUACGAUUGCAUCCUCAACCUGGAAAUACCAACAACACUAACUAACACUACCCAUUUAUUAAUAACUUUUGUUUACUGUGUUUUAUUUAUAACAGAUAAGCCCUGAUGCAUUUAUCCAGUUGGCCCUACAAGUGGCAUACUACAAAGAUUCUGGUGGAAGACAUGCCCUUACUUACGAGGCCUCUAUGACACGUCUCUACCUCCAAGGAAGGACUGAAACAGUGCGCAGCAACACAAUAGAAGCCAAAGAGUUUGUUUUGGCAUUUGUGGAUCCAGCAGUUCCUGUGGACAAGAAAUAUAAGCUGCUCCUCAAAGCUGCUGAGGUUCAUGCUAAAAAGUACAAGGACUGUAUGAAUGGCAAGGGAAUUGAUAGGCAUCUCUUUGCACUCUAUGUGGUUUGCAAGGGCCAAGGUUAUGUAAGUGUUAUGACUUUGAAGAUUUUUUAUCUUGCAGCUAUGCAUUACCACUACAUCUCUUAAAAUUAAUACAUUUGGCACAAUACAUUGUAUGAUAUUGGAGAUGAAGGGGUAGUGUCUGUGCCAUCACGCCAUUGAACGUUAUACAUUGUAUAAACAAUCAUUUUUCUGUUUCGUGACUAUUUCCGCUUGAGACAUAGGUUAGUCAUUUUAGAGAUAGUAUCUGUCAGGAAUCCUUUAACAGCUAGUGUCUUUAACGGAAAAUGUGGCAUUAUGUUACUGGGGGAGUAAAAAUGAAAAUUGGUUUUAUCAAUAUCCUUUCAUAUAAAAUUGACCGCUGUAGAGAAAUUGAGAAAAGCUGGCAUAAAUGGUCUGACAGAUUCUCUCCAUGACAAAGGGUUAGUGCUUGAAACAGCUUCUCAUCCUGCCUGUGGUAGCCAAUUUGCGUAAUUAGCUCAGUUAAUUACACUUCAAUUGCACAAAUUACAAAUCAAAAUUAAACGAAUAAAUCAACAAACAAUAAUGGCAAGGGAUAAUGUGAAAAAGAGUAGACACCCCAUACAAGAAAGAUCACCAUCUAAAAACAAUGAAUAUCAAAAAGAACUAUGAUAAUUAUAAAGCGCAAGAUAAAAAAAAAUGAAAUACCCACCCUGUAACAGUAAGGUUUUUAGAAAUAAAGUCAAAUAUAUGUUGUAGUUAAUUUUUUAUUUCAGUUAAUUUUUGUUUUUCCAUUGUUUUGGGGUAUGGUAAUGUAUGCUAAUGAAUUUAAAACAAAGGAAAAACAAAAAUUAACUGAAAUUAAAAAUUAACUGCAACAUAUACCAUAAAGUACAAAACUAUUACAAAUAAAACAAGUUCAUCCAACUCCCAACCCCUGCCUGCUUUAAUACUAUCAUUAAAAAAGACUGCCUAACAUGGAGCCAAUUAAACCAAACACAGCAAAAGAGAAAUAAUGCAAAACCUCUAGAUGUGUCAUGACUUCAACAAACAGAUGUAACUUACAAUACAGCAAAAUGUUUUUUUUUUAAAUAAUGUAGUGUCAGAUUGAGAUCUUCAAGUAAGUGGGGGGGCCACUUAUGUAGACCCUAAGAUAUUAAAGGGGGCCUGGCCUUGAAAAGAAUCUCUCUCAGCUCAACAGACUUUAGUUUGGCCAAAAAAGUAAGGUGAGCACCCUGGCCUUCAGGCCCUUCCUAAAAUCUUCCACUGUAUUGUCAUUAAUACAGUCAACUCUCUUUAUAGCGAACAGUCCAGGGACCUCGAGUUAGUGUCUUUAACAGCGAGAGUCUGUAAUGGCAAGAGUUUACCUCAGUCAAACAUGUGAAGUUUAUUUUUUCCUGGGCUGUAUUAUUGGCAUGUCCAUUAUCCACAAGGCAAGAGUUGACUGCACCGGAGUGUAAUUUAUGCUUUUUCAGUAUGCUAUUACUAUUAAAGUACUUGACAAGGAAAGGAAGUGUUCAGUUCCUGUUUUAAAAACAGAAUAUAUCUUUCACCACUUCACCAACUCAGUUAACGAUAUACAUAAAUAAAUAAAAGGGGAAAUUAGCCAUUCAACCAUUUUUGUUUUGCUUUUCAAGGAAAGUGAAUUUCUCAAGAGUGCCUUGAGCUUGCCAUGGACUCUGUCAACAAGUCAACAACCUCAACAGCAAAUGUCUGGGCAGCACUUUAGUGUAAACGAGCCAGAACUUGCACAUUUGGUAAGGUUCUUUUGCUAGUAUUGAAGCACCAAUGAUAGUUAUGUGAAUAUACAGUGAUUAUGUUGUGCUUCAGAGAAUGAUUUCAUUCACCACUUUGGAAAUCAGAAAGAAACUGCCCCAAAUUAACCUUUACAAAUUAAGACUUCUGGGACUGUUACUUGGGUUGGGAAGAAUUGGCCAACAGCUGAUGGGCAUGUCCCCAAGUAAAGAUCCCAUGCAGAAACAAUGAAUUAUUGUGAGACACAUUGAUGAAUUGAAUGUUCACAUACAUACAGGAUUUCAUUCCUAACAACAUUAUAGGGGAGGUGUUUUUAACUAUGGUACUGUUAUUUUGUAAAACGUCAAUCCACCAAAUCUCUCUGACCAAUAUGGAAUAUCUGUCUUACUUCAAGAACCACGUCAAUAUUAUUAUAUUUGGUAGCAAAAUGCUUUGGUUCACAGUUAUAAUAUUUAUAGCAAUUGUAUAUCUUCUGAAAAACUUCCCCCUAAUGCAAGGGCUGAAUAUUAUUUUUUUGGUAAUUCAAAGAACACUUCAAAGAAGAGCAUUGUGACUUGAGAUAUUUGAUUUUAAUUUUUAACAUUUUUCUGGUCUGCACACAGAUUUCGCCUGGUGGUGGGUUUGGACCUGUGGCUGAUGAUGGCUAUGGAAUUUCUUACAUGGUUCCUGAUGACCACAAGGUUUUCUUCCAUAUUUCUUCCAAGAUUUCGUCAGAACAGACAAACUCUGAGAGAUUUGUCCGAUUAUUGUUUGAAAGCAUGGCAGAAGUGAAGGAACUGUUUGAGGCAGUCAAGACUGCAAAGAAUCAAAACUGUAAACCAUAA